CACGAAACAUCUCGCGAGAGCAGAGCAGCGCUGUCUCGUGACGUCAAGUGUGCCAACUGUCGUAAAAGCACAUGGAAGAAGGACAAAGAAGUGAAGGCGGACGCUAAUAAAACGGGAGCAAAGUGUGAGGAGGAACUUUCCAAAAGAAAAGAGGAGGACAAUCAACUACUGGACGCUGUUUUCAAGAAACAUCAAGUUGUGUUACACAUAAAAGACGUCCAGCAGGUGUCAGCAGAGAGUCAUGAAGAGAUUCCCUCCAAGCAGCAGGAGUGGAGCUCCAGUGUGGGACAAAAGGAGCUACAGGCCCCCUCCCACAUUAAAGAGGAAGAGGAGGAACUGUGGGAGCAGCUUCAAAGGUUGGAGGAGGAUAAUGAUGAAGAUGAAGCUCAGUCCUUACAGCUUCAUCACAGUCAAAGUGAGGAGAACAGAGGGGCGGAGCUUGUAAGUCAACACAUCACAGAAGCUGAUGGAGAGCAUUGUGAAGAUAUAAAGUCACAACCAGACAGCAUCUUUGCUCCACUGUCAGACAUGGACCACAUGAUGUCACACUCUUCUGAUCACAGUGACCACAUCCAAAAACCUUUGGAGAGUAAAAAUUACUUUAAAGGUGAUACAAGACAUCACACUAACAACAAACACUUUGACUGCUCUGAAUGUGGGAAAUCAUUUAGACUGAAGACUGAUUUUACAAGACACAUGAGAAUACAUACUGGAGAGAAACCUUUUACUUGCUCUGUUUGUAAAAAAAGUUUCUCCACAAAGCAACACAUGACCACACACAUGAGAACACACACUGGAGAGAAACCUUUUACUUCCUCUGUUUGUAAGAAGAGUUUCUCCAUUAAGUCUGCCAUGACCAGACACAUGAGAACACACACUGGAGAGAAACCGUUUACUUGCUCUGUUUGUAAGAAGAGUUUCUCCAGAAAGUCUAACAUGUCCUCACACAUGAGAACACACACUGGAGAGAAACCUUUUACUUGCUCUGUUUGUAAGAAGAGAUUCUCCACAAAGUCUAACAUGUCCUCACACAUGAGAACACAUACUGGAGAGAAACCUUUGACUUGCUCUGUUUGUAAGAAGACUUUCUCCACAAAGCCUAACAUGUCCGCACACAUGAGAACACAUACUGGAGAGAAACCUUUUACUUGCCCUGUUUGUAAGAAGCAUUUCUCCACAAAUCUUGUCAUGACCAGACACAUGAGAACACACACUGGAGAGAAACCAUUUAGUUGCACUGUGUGUGAUAAGACGUUCUGGCAUAAGUAUCAGGUCAGUAAACACAAGUGUGUAACAGUCAUGGAAGCUGCAGGGAUUUAAAAACACUUAGUGAUUGUGCUAAAUGUACUUUAAAAACACAGCAUGUUUAAUAUGAAUGUAUAUUUGAUGUUGUAUGUAGUGCCUCUCAUCUUCUACUGUUAAAUUUAAAGGCCUACUGAAAGCCACUA
Messenger RNA from Nerophis ophidion (straightnose pipefish), 1448 nucleotides. Its product is annotated as gastrula zinc finger protein XlCGF57.1-like. The annotation marks the transcript as partial. The transcript has 3 exons. Gene Ontology annotation, biological process: regulation of transcription by RNA polymerase II. Gene Ontology annotation, molecular function: DNA-binding transcription factor activity, RNA polymerase II-specific; RNA polymerase II cis-regulatory region sequence-specific DNA binding. NCBI's taxonomy places the organism in Eukaryota, Metazoa, Chordata, Actinopteri, Syngnathiformes, Syngnathidae. The record is from RefSeq and is a predicted model, not a curated record.